CAAGUAUUACAAGAUGGUGUUGGGAGAAAUGCACACUCCCAAUACAUUGCUGUUAUAUAAAUAGACACUACUUUCUUGGAAUUCAGAUUGGAUUAUGUAUAUAAUUUUUUUGUAUAUCCUUUGAUCUCUUGGUUCUGCUUCUAGGAAUUUAAUCUCAGAAAAUAAUUAGAAAUGUGCACAUUCUGUUGAUUAUCCCACUAUGGUUGUAAUAGUGAACUAUUGGAAACAAGCUAAAUGUCCAACAUUAAGAUUAAAUUGAUGUAUUAUGGUACCACCAUCUAAUGGAAGACUUAUCUAAGUAUUAAAUAUGUUUUCACAGAGUCUCAACCUUUUUGCACCCCCUCUGCAAUGCAGCACCAAAUUUCUGACAAAUUGAAUAAUAGGCUAUAAAUAGUCUAUGGGUUAUGCGAAGAGCUGGUGUGUAGUGCUGAGACCAGUGCUACCACUGAAUUGCUGCUUUUUAAGGGCAUUUUCUAAAGGAGAGGAUUUAUAUGAAAAAGUGUUCAAUGAAAAAUCUGCAAAAGUCCAGUUUUGUUUAAAAGUUCCAUGUACAUAAUGCAUAUGUGCAUGUAUUUAUGUGUUUCAUGCAUAUGUGUUUAUAUGAAGACUAAAAGGAUAUAUACUCCAACAUAUUUAAUUGUAGAUGAUGGGAUACUAGGGGCCUUUCUUUCCUUUGUGCUUCUCUGUAUCUUAUACACUUUACAGAAAAGCUAUGUAAUACAUUUGAAUUUAGCAGCAGGAAAGAAAGCCUUAGUGGCCUCACUUCUCUGACCAGUUUAACUGAUGUGGUUGAAAACAGGUAUCUUCUCUUGUGCAGGUCUUCUUUCCUUUCCCUCUUCCUCUUCCCAUCUACUCUGUGUUAGCAGUCAGCUUCCAUUAUGGGCCUCUAGGAAAACACUGAUAAAUGUGGUCUUAAUGGAUUUGGGUUUGUUUGUGUGUGUGUCUGUGUUUUUUUUAAGAAUUAGCAAACAUUUAAGGGACUGGCUAGUUACCAUGUUAUGAAUGUGAGGUCUAUUUAGAAGAAAUGUGGUUCUAGAAACCAUAUCUCUAUAUUUAGGGUAGGUGCCCCUCUAAGACAUUUGGAUGCCGUCAUUCAUCAUCUUUCUGUUGGGUUUCUUCCUCAUCUUUUGACUCUCAUAAUUUCCUCUCUUGCCUUUCUUGUACUUAGAUGCAAAAACCAAAUCUCAUCUUCAGGUAACUUUUUCAAUCAGUUGCUGACUGCUGAAUUCCUCAGAAGGUGACUGAAAAGUGAACAGUUGAUGGGGUAAUUGGGUGUUUCAAGACUAAUCAUCUACCAUCAGGUAAACCUCCAGGGUGGCUGGUAUCCAUAUGCUAACUAGAAGCAGGGAAUUAGUGCCUAAUCAGUGGUUUACCUUCAGAGGGGCCUAAUGAGGCUGUAUUCCAAGGAAGAAAAUAAGCUCCAAGCAUAAAAUCAGAGAUGAGGAGUGUAGCAGGUAUUACAUUUUUAUUACAAUACCAUAGAGGACAAAUCUCAGACAGCCCUGUGGUUUUAAAUAGGCAAAGUGGCUGAAAGCUGGUACAGAAAUAAGAGUGACCAACUUACAAAUCUGGUACCUUUUAAGGGUGCCCACUUUGCAUGUAAGUGGUAGUCUGACCUGUCCAGAUCAAUAGUGACAGCAAAAAAUACUCCCAAGUGUGGGUCAGUAAAAUGAUACAGCCCUUUUUAGUUAUUUUGGGUCAUGUGGGAUUAAACAUGUAGCUCAGCUCUGGAGCCCAGAGACCAAAAAUACUUCAUUUGGUAUUUGGGAAUUUCAUAGUACAUGCAUGUAUUGGCUUGGUUGUAUCUGGCAAGUAUUAUUUGUUAUAGCCCAACUGGCUUCAAGCUCAGGCCUCAACUGCAUAUAUGUGUAAUUCUUCCCAGUAUAUAUAUUAGGUGUGCAAGGUAAGGAACACCUUUAAAAAGAAACCCUUUAAAAAGUAAGAACCCGUUAAAAAGAAAAGAAAAAUUAGUUUUUGGAAAGCUGGUUGGUCUUGGUCAUGUGGCCCAAGAUUAUUUUACAGCAAUAUAACCAGUUGGUUUAUUUUAUUUAAAAAUUAUUUUUCUCUCCCCGCAACCCUCCUUCCUUCAUCCCUCUUUCUUUUCUUUUGUACUUUUGAGAUUGGUACUAUAGAAAGUCAUGAGUUCCCCACCCUGCCCCAACUGGAACUGCCGUCUUAGGUUGGUGCUGCAGGACAUUUUAGGACAAAAAGUCUUUUUAAGGCAUGAAAAUAGCAGCAGACGGGUCUUGUUUGCUUUGGCAGAGGGAGCAGUUUUCCCUCCCAAGUAGCUCUGGGUAAGACCUAAUCUCUAAAGGUAAUCAUGUAAGUCCCAAGUUCCAAGUGACAGCAAGUGACUCUGCAUUUAAAAUACUCCCUCAGUCUUUUCUCCCUGUUAUUUUUGUAAGUUUACUUUCUAGGAGGUAGUUUACAAAUGGACACCACUUCCUGUAUUUUUUCUCAGGUUGUGGAACACCUUGCAGCUGCCAGGUGGGAUCAAGGGGCUCUUGUGGUCCUGCUUUGAGACUCCCCAGCCGGGUGGCUUCUGCCAGAACAGCCACUUCAGUCCCUGGCAGCUGGUGAAAAGCUGAGGAAUUCAUGUACUCAUAUUCUCUGGCCUUUGGGUGUCUGGCAGAGAGAGUAAGGAAUAAAAACAUGUACCUAACUGGCUUUAUGCUGUUUAGAUGAAAGUUGAAAAGAUGGGUUUCUUACUGCUAAUAUGUAGAAACACCAGCUUUAGUCAGUGGCAUCUUGUUUCUGAACAGACUAUAGAUGGGAACAGAAUGAGACGGAUGGAUUGGAUCGCUUUCCCCUCUCUCCAAGUAGAUCUCAAGUGCCGUGGUGACGUUGGUUUUCAGUGCCAGUACUUGCCUCCUGUUUUUUAGCUUCUCAUUUCACAAGGUUGUUUCUUGGGUGACAGGUUCCCCAUCAGCAGCCAAUGGAGCAUUCCUCUGAGCCACUUUCCUGCCCCAGUGAGCUGCCGCAGUAAGCCAACUUGCUCUUGUCUGUUUUUCAUAUGUCAGGGCCUAUUGCUGACCCUGCAGAGAUCAAACUAAGAUGACUAAGGAGAGAGAAGCUGCAAAAACAAUGUAUGUAAUCUUUCACCUCUGGUUCAGAUUGGCAUGCCUGCUUCCUCUCUCCUUUUGGACUUAUUUUCCUUUGGCUCUGGUAGGCUUGGGCAAGAAGUGUCAGAGCCACUCACUAAGGAGGCAAAGUGCCUGUCCUCUGAAGUCUUGCAAAUUUAAAACUUCAGCCUUUUUGGAUGCCAAAAAGUAAAGGUGGUCCUAGAAUAUUAGACUUGGAAGGUCUAGUGCAGACUCCUUACUUUGUGUUGGGAUUACAGAAACUCAGAGAGGUUAAAAGUGACAUUCUCAAGGGCACACAAUGCUUCGGGAGAUCCCAGACCAGAACCAAUCACUUCCUGUUGACUCAGCACCUUGGGAAUACAUGGAGUUGGCGAUAAUGCAUCUUUUCUUCUUGGGCUGUCAUCGUCUCCUUAGGGGAAGCGUAUAUGCUGGUGCGCAUCUUAGCAGAGAACUGUAGUGAAGCCAGUGGUGUAGAACCAGAGUUUAGAACCACACUGCCUGGGUUUGAAUCCCUUUUCUUUUAUAGACUGGCAGUAUGACCUCAAGCCAAAUCCUUUAAAUUCUAUUCAUUUCCCCCUCUGUAAAAUGAAGAUUAUAUUAUCUUUCUCUUAGGGUUGUAGUGGGUUAAAUGAGACAAUUCAUGUCACUCUCAAUACAUAAAUGUCAUUUAAGAGAUACUACUAUUAAUAAAUGUUUCAAAUCACUCUCAACAUGGACCAACCAGAUUUCCCUUUGCCUUCUUGCUUUCCAUUUCAUGCUUCUAGUCUUCUAAGAACCAGAACAAGACCCACCUUCUCUGAAACCUUCCCAUGAGGUGGACUUUGGAGUCUGACAGACUGGUUUUAUUUCCUAGCCUCACUGCUUAAUAGUUAAGAAACCUCAGUUUCCAAAUCUGUAAAAACUCUGACAAGAACCUAGAUUGCUAUGAGGUUUGACGGUGAAGAUGCAUAUGGAGCACAGUGCCCCAUGUUCCAUGACUGUGAGUUCCCUUCAUUAGUCCCUCCACUCUUCUUUCUAUUACACAAAUUCAUGCUCCUCUCUCCAUUUGCAUGACAUCUCUGUGUGGUUUAGCAUUCCAUGGCCCUCUGUUCCAGGAGAGGCGGUUCUGUCUCAGCAGUAUGUAGUAAGCCCUAAAAAACAGGGACUUGCCUGAUUGUGGCUUCACGGAACUGCCUGAGAGGUAGACACAGCUUCCGCAUCCUUCUUUGGAGCCACAGUGUCCACAGGGACCACGGCCUCUGGGAUUGCCCUCGGCCCAGCAGUGCCAGCUCCAGGCCUGGAGCCAGGCAGGCAGCCAAGCCCAUCCCCAGAAACAGCAGCCUGGCUGGCACAGGGGAGGAGGGAGGCUGGAGGCUGAUGUGCGUGCAGGGAGGGAGGCAGAAGCAAUUGGAGCCGAGAUUGAAAGAGGAAAGCUGGAGGCUAAUCUCGGUCUGGCGUAAACUGAGCAGAGCUACUGUCUUUGAUCUUUCAGGCUGGCUGGCUCCUCUGGCUGAUGGCAUGUUGAGGCACAAGGGCCAGUGGCAGCGAGGGCAUCCGAUCCAGAGGGGGCCACUCUAGAGACCAGGCCACCAGCACCAUGGGCCAGUGUGUCACCAAGUGCAAGAAUCCCUCAUCAACUCUGGGCAGCAAGAAUGGAGACCGUGACCCCAGUAGCAAGUCACACAGGCGGGGUGCAGGCCACCGUGAGGAACAGCCAUUAGCCUGUGGCAAGCCAGGUGGAGAUAUCCUCGUCAAUGGGACCAAGAAGGCAGAGGCUGCGACAGAGGCCUGUCAGCUGCCAACGUCCUCAGCAGAUGCUGGGAGGGAGCCCAAGUCCAAUGCUGAAGAGUCUUCCUUGCAGAGUUUGGAAGAACUGUUCAGGCGCUACAAGGACGAGCGGGAGGAUGCAAUUUUGGAGGAAGGCAUGGAGCGCUUUUGCAAUGACUUAUGUGUUGACCCCACGGAAUUUCGAGUGCUGCUCUUGGCUUGGAAGUUCCAGGCUGCUACCAUGUGCAAAUUUACCAGGAAGGAAUUUUUUGAUGGCUGCAAAGCAAUAAGUGCAGACAGCAUUGAUGGGAUCUGUGCACGGUUCCCUAGCCUCUUAACAGAAGCCAAACAAGAGGAUAAAUUCAAGGAUCUCUACCGGUUUACAUUUCAGUUUGGCCUGGACUCUGAAGAAGGGCAGCGGUCACUGCAUCGGGAAAUAGCCAUUGCCCUGUGGAAACUAGUGUUUACCCAGAACAAUCCUCCGGUUUUGGACCAGUGGCUAAACUUCCUAACAGAGAACCCCUCGGGGAUCAAGGGCAUCUCCCGGGACACUUGGAACAUGUUCCUUAACUUCACUCAGGUGAUUGGCCCUGACCUCAGCAACUACAGUGAAGAUGAGGCCUGGCCAAGUCUCUUUGAUACCUUUGUGGAGUGGGAAAUGGAGCGAAGGAAAAGAGAAGGGGAAGGGAGAGGUGCACUCAGCUCAGGGCCCGAGGGCUUGUGUCCCGAGGAGCAGACUUAGUGGCACUGUCACAGGAGCAGCAGCAAGGAUCUAUCUGCCUGCUGCCCAGCAGCCAACUGAGGAACUGGACCUUUCUGGAAGUUACUGAAGAUCCGGAUAUUUUCUACUUUACACCUUUCUCUGCCUUGUAUCUGAAAGGGCUCUAAAAUGCUGUAUCAUGUUUUAGGCACUUUCUUCACUUUUUGGUUAUUUUGGUUACUUCGUUUUUUGAGGGGGUUCCCCCAAAUAUUUGAACCUGGCUACAUGUUGUGUAUCUUUUCUUUGAAGCCUUCAGAUAGAAUAAGCCUGCCAUUUCUUGCACAUAUUGGAGGGGUUUUUUUGUGGGGGAGGGUGUAGAACAGGGAGGGCAAAUGGAACGGUUAGGUUGAAUUAACAUUACAAGGUGAUACAGUGCCAGAUCUCAGUUUAGCUUAUUCUGUUUUUCAGGGCAGGUCUGUACUGUGUGUAGUGCUGUUUACAUGGUUGAAUUUAGGUUGUAAUAAUUAUUUUUAAAGAUUUACACAGAGUUGAAUAGCAGUGUUAACUGUCAACCACAUUGCAUUAAUUCCCAGGCAGUUUAAAGCUCUUGGAGAGUUAAGGCCAGCCAGGAGUGUUUGUAGUCUGGUGACAACCCCCUUUUAAGCUAAUUUAUCCAAAACUCUUAUUUUCCUCACUUCCUGCUCAUUCCUUCUUUAACCUAUUGCAGUUCGUGUUGAUUUUAUCCAUCAACAUGCUGCACCUGUCAGUCAAGUGAGCUUUUUUUUUUUAGAACACAUUGUACUGAGAACCACUUAAGUAUUGAAUGCAGAGAAAGCAGUGCUACCUCAGUUUUUUUGGAAGUAGACUUCAAUAGUUUUCUUUCUUUGGUGAAUUUUCUGUAUUUUCAUGUUGUAAGUGGAAAUACUUUAUUUUUUCAUUUGCCUUGGAGCCAAAGUUUCUGUUCUGGGUGGUCAGAAAACUGUGCCUACUGGCCAGCUGACUUGAAGGAAAACUGGUAUGGAGCUCUGCUUGAAUUUUUUUUUUUUUGAGUAUCAUCUGCUUACUUGUCUGGCAAGUGCAGAAGCCUGAGGCUGGCCUGAACUCUGCCAAACAAAUACAGAAGUGUAUUUAAUAGUUACAUGUGUGCCCUUUCCCUUCUUGCUGCACCCAUGUUGUCACUUAACCCCCAGGAAUUAUUUAUUAUCUUCUUUGUUAAUGUCAGGCUCAUUUGGGGUAACGUGAUGACUGUUUAGGUUUACAUGACCCCUAUUGCCUUCCCAUGCCCCCAAAAUAUGUAUAUAUACAUAUAUAAGAUAUGUAUAUAUUUUACCUGUAUAAAAUAUAUAUAUACACAUAUAUGUAUCUAUAUUCCUUUGUUUCUUUGCCUGCUAUAAAACUGGCCAUAAAAUAGGGACUGCCUUCAAUAUAUAAAGUAUAGAAGAGUGCCAGGGACUGUCAUAAUGGAGGCUUUUGAAUCUGAAUUUGGGCCAUUUUCACUAAAGAGAAGAUGAAGUUUCUCAGCCUUUUUUCUCAAAGGAGGGAGGCCAGUCCCCCAGCCUCCUCUGCGUGCUUGCUCCGUGAGGCCAGAAUUGCCCAAACUGCCACCCAGGAGCGGACCUGGUCCUGCUUGGUUUCAGUAGAGGGUCCUCUUGUUAUUCUUCCAUUUAAAAAAUAUGUCCUCAAAAAACUGUACUGGAAAGGUGGGUGGCAGGAACUUGUAGGGUUCAGCUUCCAAUACAUUGGAACAGAUUGAAAAGGGAAUCUUUUAAAUAAAAACUUAAAAAAUAUUUAUCCUCUUGAGGUAAUGAGAAUUUAUCUAUUAAACACUUGGGAGUUUUUUCUCUCAACUAUCCUAUCUCCGUCCCAGGUAUAUGUUUCUCAACCUGGGCAGAAAUUACUUAUUUUGAGUUCCAUAUUAAGUAGCCUUAUGGUUUCAGGAUCCCGUUUUAGAAUAAUGAUUAUUUAAGGAGAUUUUGCAGUUGUUGUUUUCAUAAAAUUGACACAGACAUAGGGAACACUUUUAAAUCCUAAAUCUUAGAGUUGCCCUUCUGGAGGGGCAGAUGGGUAACUUUAAAAUCAAGCCUACGGUAGGUCAGCAAUACUGCUGGAAAGCUAUAGAGGGUCUCAGGCUAAAUGUCUGGCUUUGCUCUAACCUAGGACACAAGAUCUUUGACUAAAGAGUUUCUAGGGGCUCUGGCAGGUUCUAUUGGCUCAACUGUAGUUGAGGUGCCCAGGCUGAGGUCUUAAAGAGACCACCUUCCCAUCCAGCCAAUCUGCAACCUCCUGUUUCUCCUAAUUCUGGAUUGAGUAGAGGUGGAAAGGAAAAGGCAGGCUGUGCCUAGCCAGGUAAGGCUUUCUGUCCCAGAUGAGCAGGGUGUAUGGAGAGAAGUGUACCAAAGGGGGAGGUGCUGAGGAUCCUGAGGACUCCGGAGGAGCUGGAUUCCUUCCCUGGCCUAUAAGAAGUCAUUCUAUGCCGAGGUAUACUAUAGUGUGUGGAUUUUGUUUUUAUUUAAGUUGUUCAGCUUCCUCACCCUCCACAAAAGAGCCUUUUAAAAAUUAUUUGUUCAUAUUUUUAAUAAUCUAUUUGUUACAGAAAUGUAAAUGAGAAGCCAGGAAAGUGAGCAGUCAGGGAGGGACUUACAGGUUCCUUUUAGGUUUUAGUCCCUGACGUAAGGAAUUUAAGUUAAUGCAGUAGCUCUGGAUCAGUGCUUGACUUUUUUAAGACCAUAGGGAAAGCAGUUUUUCUGCCACGCGAUCUAAGGUGGGGUGUAUGUAGGUUUCCAGUUACAUUUCUGGGAAAUGACUUGUCCCUGUUCCUCUUCACCUAGGAAUAGGUUUGCUGCUUAAUGAGCAGUACUUGUGUGUAAGAGGCCAAACGCAUGCCGCUCAGGUAAGCCAGUGCACACCAGGGUGGUGUGGAGAGGGGAGGGAUGUGGAUGCCCAUUUUGAAAAGACGUAGAUGCCUGAGGGUGACAACAAAGUGAAUGUUUUGGGAGUUGCUUGUUUUCGGUAAAUGGCUUUUUUUCUGAGUUUCUGUGGUGGUUCUUUAGCAAUUUGUUAGACAGCUGUAUGAGAUGAAGUGUUGCUUCAUUGACUGCUCUUCCUCCAUCCCUGCCAAAUUUUAAUGCAUCACUCUUAACCCCACCUCCUAUAAUGACACUUUGUUGUGCUUCAGCUGAUUGCCUCAGCAGUUCUCCCCAUCCCUGCCAGAUGUGCCCACAUGUUUGAGUUGGGUCAAGACCCCAUACUUACCCUUUUGAUAAAAGAAAAACCUAGAGUUCUGAGUAAAGAUCCAAAUCUCAACUAAGCCCCCAGGCCCCCAGAAAUCCAGCUGAAGGCAGCAUUUUCAAUAUUAAACUUCCAAGAAGGAAGAAAGGAUUAAGCCACACAGUAUUAGGCUUUGAAACCAUACUGAUCUCCCAGGGGCUGAUGCCAGGAUUCAGUCCUCAGUGCUGGAAUCUGCAGGGUGUAGGACGCCAGAGCUCAUGUGAUGGUCUCACAUACUGUACCAUGCCAAACUACAUUACCAGUGGUGGGAAAUUACUGGGAUAAGGACUUGGAUCUAAAAGCUUAGGAACCAAAAUAUCUGUAUUUAGGACUGUGUUUGGUUUGCCACAUUUAAAGGAAAGUCUUGAGUGCAGUGAAGCCCAGAGGUAGACCAAUUACACAAUCACAGGGGCUGGAAUGAAGCUGCUGCUGGGUUUGUAUUCUGUUUUGUGUUACUUUCCUGCUUUGCCAUUUUUCUUCUAUCUCUAAUGUUUGCUUAGUAAUGACUUGAAUAUCUUGGUUACUGACAAAUGUCUUCCUUGAGGGACUCCAGCAGUCCUUGUUUAAACAGCUGAAAUGACUGUCAAAAACGAUCAGUGUGUUACUUGGGACUCUUUUGAGGACAUGACAUUGAUCCUCCUCUUGCUCCACAAAUCUGUUUUCUGAGUCAUGUAAAGGGGGUUCCCACCCACCCCACUUCAGUUUAUUUCUAUGAUAAGCUGCAAUAAUAGCGUAUGUCCAGUUUAACCUGGACUGGGACUGUGUUUUGGUGGGUGUUUGCAGAUGUUUUUCCUUACUGAAAGAUGAAAUUGAUGCUUGAGCACUGGUUGCAGAAGCCAAGAUGAUUCAAGUAGCUUUGAGAAUCCAUCAGGUUCUGCUUUUGAUUCAGAUGCGGGGCAUCAUGUCCUCCUUAUUCCUCUUCUUGGAAACUUAGCCUGCCUCUCAGAUACCAACCCCACCCACCUACCGCCUCUCCCUAUGAUUUUUAAUGCAGACUUUGGACAUUGCCAAAGGAAGCCAUUCAGCAGCUGCUGUGGGUUGAUUUUUCCUCCAUCAUGCACCUAUUCUGUCUGGUAUUAUCUGCCCACUGACCCUGGUCCCCAGCUCCUGGUCUGACUAACUGCUUUUACUUGUUGCACUAAUGAAUAGGAUUCUAGGUUUCAAAGGGGGAAUUUGAAGCAAUAGGCAAAUGGGGUUUGGAUGAAUUGGUCCUACAGAUACCCUGCCUUAACUCACUGAGGUGAUGAGUCCACUGCUCAUGUGAUCCUCCACCUUUGUGGAUUCUUUAGGUUUGUGACCAGUGUUUCUAUUUCUUGAGGUCGUACAAACUUGACAAAAGUCAAUACUUCAGUUUGUAUUUUCUGCACUGUUCCAGUCCCUGAGUGGUCCCUUGAAUAUUUUAUAUUAACUUGUUACACAUAUUUUUGUCUUUGUCUACAUUCUUUCUUUUUUUAAUUUGGAAGGUUACCUGCUGUUGGAUUUAAUAAAUUUGUUUACUUGA
Manis pentadactyla (Chinese pangolin) is the source of this 10297-nucleotide messenger RNA. RefSeq names its product defective in cullin neddylation 1 domain containing 3 (gene DCUN1D3). The record is from RefSeq and is a predicted model, not a curated record. Gene Ontology annotation, molecular function: ubiquitin conjugating enzyme binding; cullin family protein binding; ubiquitin-like protein binding. Gene Ontology annotation, biological process: protein neddylation; positive regulation of ubiquitin-protein transferase activity. The coding region runs from base 4660 to 5571 and encodes 303 amino acids. Gene Ontology annotation, cellular component: ubiquitin ligase complex. The transcript is spliced from 3 exons. NCBI's taxonomy places the organism in Eukaryota, Metazoa, Chordata, Mammalia, Pholidota, Manidae.